Messenger RNA from Vigna angularis (adzuki bean), 654 nucleotides. Its product is annotated as MLP-like protein 28. The coding region runs from base 42 to 518 and encodes 158 amino acids. Gene Ontology annotation, biological process: defense response. The transcript has 2 exons. NCBI's taxonomy places the organism in Eukaryota, Viridiplantae, Streptophyta, Magnoliopsida, Fabales, Fabaceae. The record is from RefSeq and is a predicted model, not a curated record.
CCAUUCGUUUCCUCAGUUGUUUGUUUCUGCAAUCCUUCAUAAUGUCACUUACUGGAAAAAUUAGCACUGAACUUCCAGUUCAUGCAACUGCAGACAAAUGGUUCCACAUCUUGACCAAAAACCUUCCCCAGGUUCAACACGUUGCUGGUAAAAUUCAUGGAACCAAACUCCAUCAAGGUGAUGAUUGGCAUACCAAUGAUUCGGUCAAACACUGGACUUAUACCUUAGACGGUAAGACAGUAACAUGUCUUGAAAGUAUUGAAUCGGUUGAUGAACAGAGCAAAACAAUUGUAUUCAAGCUCUUUGGUGAAGCUGUCGAUGAUAAAUAUAAGCCGUUGAAGCUAACCAUUGAAGUCAUAGAGAAUGAUGAUGGCAGAACUUCAAUCAAAUGGACCAUUGAAUAUGAGAAGCUAAGAGAGGAUGUUCAUCCUCCAUAUGGCUACCUGGAAUUAUAUGACCAUAUCAUUAAAGAUGUUGAUGCUCAUAUUCUCGAGGCAGAAAGAGAUGCCACCAAAUAAGAAUUGAAAGAAGGUUCAUGUAUGUGUGGCAAAUAAUACUUUUGUAGUUUGUGUGCAAUAAUAAUAAGUGGCAUGUCGGUGAUAUAUAUGUCAGAAAGGUAUUAAAUAAAGGAUAUCGUGUGGUCUUCUUUUCUCA